Molecule: messenger RNA, 1182 nt
Organism: Fusarium mangiferae
Lineage: Eukaryota; Fungi; Ascomycota; Sordariomycetes; Hypocreales; Nectriaceae
Exons: 2
Coding region: 1-1182 (393 amino acids)
Biological process (GO): regulation of transcription by RNA polymerase II
Molecular function (GO): DNA-binding transcription activator activity, RNA polymerase II-specific
Source: RefSeq, a predicted model, not a curated record
AUGCUGAAACCGAGGAGAGCCAGCUGCAAACAAAAUGGUGAGGAACCCUUUAGAUGUCCCAAAUUAUCCCACGUGCUCAUUCCCUUCCAGAUUCAUAGCCACAAUUUCUCUAGUAACCUACCACCAGAACGCGCAUGCGAGCCCUUCUCCCGUUCUCCCGAGCUCCUUGCCCAUCGAAACCCCGACAUCCCCGACUGGAUAUCGAACAUUGAGCUUAUCCACCACUACACCGUCCACGCCUACCGUACUAUCGGCUCACUGUGCUGCCAUGCCUUCACAGCGCUACAGAACGACGUGCCAUCAGAGGCUAUGUCUCAACCAUUCCUCAUGCACCAGAUUCUCGCCUUCUCAGCUUUGCAUCUAGCAUACCUCCGCUCAGAUCUCCGCCACAGGUAUCUCAUCCAGGUAUCCCAACACCAGGAUGUCGCCAUCAAGACUAUUAAUGAGAUGCUGAAAAAGUCUCUCGAGCCAGACUCGUGCCACGCCCUGUAUGCCAGCUCGCUUUUCGUCGCCGUCAGCGGGUUUGGUAUGCUCCCCAGCUGCGACAGGUUCAACGAUUCAUUCCAGCCGAUAGAGAGUCUCACAGGCAUAUUUAGACUAAUGCGCGGCAUGCACACUAUCCUGACGUCGUCGGACGACGCCAUACGGAAUGGGCCGCUCAAGACGUUGCUGAGUGGGUGCUCUUGUGAGUCGCCUCAACGUCCUAGCAUCCUCGGAGAGCUUGCCCUCCGACUUGGCGAGCUCUUGUCGUUUGUAGAAAAUCAAACGCCCACCAUCGAUGACGAGGAGAGGCGGAUUUUGGUAGAAGCGGUCGCGGUAUUCAUCCAGGCCAUUGCAACAGUAAUGGGCUCUUCAAGGAUGAUUCCGACGCUUGAGAUGAGAGUCAUCUUUAGCUGGCCUAUGAAGCUACCGGCUUUGUAUCUUGAUUUCUUGCGGCAGGAGAAGCCUCUGGCACUGGUCAUACUAUCAUAUUACUGCGUUCUUCUCCAGUCUCGUGAGCCCAACCACUGGAUGUUCAUAGGUUGGAGUGAUGCAUUGAUGAAGCUUAUUACAAAUCGCAUCAGGGGUUCCCUGAGGGAGGAGCUCAUUCAAUGGCCAAUAGACGUCAUUGGAGAGCAGAAGGCUAAAAGUGUAUUGGAGGACACCAAGGACGCAAGCGACUGUGAAAAUUUGAACGAUUAA